Messenger RNA from Lactuca virosa, 210 nucleotides. The record is from the annotation of a GenBank genome assembly. NCBI's taxonomy places the organism in Eukaryota, Viridiplantae, Streptophyta, Magnoliopsida, Asterales, Asteraceae.
AUGGACCCCGAUGUUAUGGCCGAUGGAUACGGUUCACGGGUUUACAAUCACAGAUACGUUUUUGCGGAUGAUCCAUUCUGCGGAGGGAGACGUCAGUCCGCAGAGGCUUCUCCGCGGAGUGAUGUGUUUCCUCCGCGGAAUGCUAUAAUCCAACACUGCAGCCUCCGCGUAAGCCAGAUGUCACUCCGCAGAGAGUCCUCCGCGGAAUGA